Molecule: messenger RNA, 540 nt
Organism: Mucor velutinosus
Lineage: Eukaryota; Fungi; Mucoromycota; Mucoromycetes; Mucorales; Mucoraceae
Product: ADF-H domain-containing protein
Exons: 2
Coding region: 1-540 (179 amino acids)
Source: RefSeq, a predicted model, not a curated record
AUGAAAUCUGUCUAUAUUCUCGCUGCUGCUGCUGCCCUUGUAGCCUCUGUUCAUGCUCAAUGUGAAUGUGAUUCCGCAGAUAGUGCCUGUCUCGGUGAAUGCGUUGGUAAUACCAACCAGUGUAUCUCAGAGUGCCGUAGUAACGAAUGCUACUCUCGAUGCAUUGCUUAUCACUGGCCUGGAGCUGAUCCCAAUUCAGCCUCCAACAGAUGGGAACAACCUACACCAACUUGGCAACAAGGGUCUUCCACCAUAUGGGCUCAACCUACCUCAUCUCAAUGGAAUAACAAUGGGCAAUCCUCUCAAUGGCCAACAUUUCCUGUGUGGGUUCCUUCUGGGGCAUCUACCAUGGGUCAAUCCACCCCAUGGUCUCAAAGCGGUUGGCCAUCUGCCUCUACUUGGGCUCCCGGGUACUCUUACUCUGGUAUGGUACCUUCUGCCUCUGCCUCUGUUUCUACCAGUGGAUCCAUGACUACAUUCCAAAUGUCAAAAGCUGCUGUGGGUGUUGCUGUUGCUGCUGCUGCUUAUAUGUUGCAGUAA